GUCGCCUUUGCAUUAUUUUAAAAAUCGAACCAUGGCUGCGCGUCUGUACUUGGCUUUUUAGUUGUGUUUUCCCCGAAGAACGAGUCUUUCACAUUGGAGCCCGGGGAGCAAUAAAUACUGGGAAGCAUCUGGUUCCGAAUUGACUUCGGAAAGGAAUCUUCCUGGAACGCUGCAGCCAACUGUUUUGACUUUGUAGCGCUUAAGCGCUGCGGAGUGUGGACAGCCAUCACUCGAAAGGGACGAAUUCGAAAUUCGAAGAAAUUUUGCCACAGAGGAUCUACGUAAUGGCCUGCCCCUGCAACAUGCGCCGCAGCCUCUCCCGGAUGACUAAUUCCCAAAAUCAUCCGGAUAUUCGGGCUCUCUUCCCUGGGAGACUGGGAGAACGGGAGCGAGGAGAACGGGAUGCACGAUUACGCCAUCCAGUGUUUUCUUCUGGAGAUGGGCACUGACAGCGCUGCCGCUGGCUGCCCGCCCGGGGCGGCAGCGCUGAGCUGGAUUUAGUCGGCGUCGGGCAUCCAAGGCGAAAAUAUCCUUUAUGGCAUCACCGAAAAUUGUGACGAAAUACCGAAAAAAAGAAGAAGGAGAAACUGACCAGUCGGCCUCCGAGGCGGUGGGCGGUGCGCACCACCAUUCCCCAACAGCGUCUCCAGCACGACGGCCGCCUGGCGGGGACCAGACUGGACAUCCUUCCCGGCCAAGGACACCAGGAGCCUGUUUCCCUGAAUAUGGAGUCGGUCGUCCCCGCGGACCAGCAGUGCGCUGAGCAACUGGCGGAACAGCGGAAAUAGGACGUGCCGGCACUCUUCUAGCAAUCAGCGGAAGAGCGGACGACGGCCAUGACGCCCUGGAGUUCUGGCUGAUGCCGGGCUAAUUCGUGCAGCGCUGACCGCGGACCAGUCCGACACACAGCCGGCUCCGUCACGCGCAGGAUCGCCGGGAUGAUCCGGGACCCUGGAAUUCAGUGAGAUUGCAACUGUACACAACUAAAUCAAUAUCUGGCUCAACUGGACGGAAAGGACAGGAUCAUCUGCAGCUGAUCGAGGCGCUGCCUCGCUGGAUUCUGUGCUGAUCCGGUGCUGCAAAUACGCGGCUGCUGGCGUUGUGCCUGUUUUCUGCAGGAUCACCUUGGCGAGGACACCGACCACUACCAGCUGCGUGGCAUCUGGUCAAUCUGGUUGAGCAGCUGGCGGAACAGCGGAAGGAGCACGCGCCGGGCCUCUCAUAACGAUCAGCGGAAGAGCGGACGACUGCCCGGAUUCUGCAUGGCUGAUAGCGGGCUGCGCGCAGCGCUGACCGGACCAAGAUCCGACACGCAGCCGGCUGCAUCACGCGCAGGAUCGCCGGGAUGACGGGACACGGAUGUGGCCGAUGACGGCGCAGCCUGCAGUUCAGUGAGAUCUAAAUUGUACCAAAUGAAAUCAAUCAGCAGAUGAAUGUAUUCAUUUAAAUUUCCAUUAAAGCCAUAAUAAAUUUUAAAUGGCACUACAUUAAUUUAAAUUAAUAGGUUGAAUUUAAACAGCAACCACAGUGACCGACGCCUUACAGCUAUCAUAAGUGGAAAUUAACUGGGAGUUCUGCAAACUAAAUUAAAUUAAUGUUAUUUAAUUAGAGGAAAGUCCGAACUCAUUUUCAGUACAACUACAUACUGGCUCAACAGGAUGAAAAGGACAGGAUCAUCUGAAGACGAUCGAUGCGCUGCCUCGUUGGAUUUGCACGCUGAUCCGGUGCUGCGCAAACUCUGCGGCUCGCGUUGCGCCUGUUUCUGCAGGAUCAUCUGGGCGCGGACACCUACCAGCUCGGUCCAUCUGGUCCGCAUGAUCCCCAGCUCUCCCAGCCUACGGGGACGACCCGUCAUCCUCAACGCGAUGCUGCUCUAUUCCCCGGUCUUGCUCCGCUCAUCUAGCGCUGCUGCUGCUUUCUUCGGCACGAGUGGAAGGCGCGGCGAUAAACGGCAAGGCCAUAUGGUGUUACGGCAAGGUUAUCGUUAUUCUGCUGGCCGCCGCUGCAAUGUCUCCGUGCUGGAUAACAGGCACUUGCCUGUCACCGACGUGGUUGACGCUUCUUAUUCUGCUGCAGCUUCACUGCUCCAACGGAUGUUCCCUUCAGCAGCCGACGGCCGCCAACCUGAAGGACAUGCUGGCGAAGGCCAUGCCGCACCAGCAGGACGACCGCGCCGUAUUCCCGGGCUUGGCGGUGAAUAAAUUCUUGACGGAAUGCGUGAUGUACCGGCCGUGUUUAGGGCAGGACGCGGCGUUUCACUGCCGCGUUCCGGCCGAUGUCGACUGGCGCCAGGUGUCCUGGGUGCACCAACACUGGGCAGUAUUCAAAGGAGGAAAGCCGCAGCCGUUGCCGGAGAGGGACACCACGGGACAGACCUACAGCUUCACCCGCGUCAACGACACCCUCACUAUCUUCGUCCGCAACGUCACCAUGCGCUCCGGCGGCCUCCUGCAGUGCGUCAUCGACCCACCCUACAUCCGGCAGCGCCGCAUCCUGCAGCGCUUCCUCAUUCUCCCGCUGAUCACGCAGCGCCGCGACGUCUUUGCCGUGGCCGACGAGAGUAACGUGACGGCCAUCGAGGGCGAGGAAGUCACGGUGCAGUGGCACAUCCGGCUGCCGGUUCCCGAAGGCCUUCUCCUGAACCUGCCCAACCAGUUGAUGUGGGUGCAUCAGGGCCGUAUCGUCCGCGGUCCUUGGGAAGCGCCGUACCGGCUCCCAAUGCCCCCCGGCGAAGGACCGCGUGACGUCGAAGCUAACUACAAUUUGUGCAUCAACAGCCCCGGGCAGCUAUUACAGGUGGAAUUACACUUUCGAGCAGUCGCGCUGGCCGAUGAAGGAUCGGUCCAGUGCUGGUUCCGGCCCCACCUGGGCGUCCAUGAGUGGAUUGUACAGACGAGGACGCUGAUGGUUAUUCCCAAGAACAGCACGCAGGAAAGCGGCGUUGAUCCCGUAUAGGAUGGACUCAACGGUUGAGACGAUAACAACCCGCUUUGCUGGCGGAGUUGACAGUUUGUAUAUGAUUAUUGAUUGGAUUUCAUGUUUUUGUAAUGGCGGGUUAACUGGAAGUGAUCGGGAAUUGCGCCCGCUGAUUUAUGAAAUUGCAUAAAUCAUAAGAACAUUCAGUUCACCAUUUGCCUGUACUCGGAGUUCCUCGUCGGUGAGAACAUCGUCGGAAUAGAAACAACUGUUUUUAACAAGUCUAGUUAAGUGGAUCGCGAAGCAGCUUUUCACGCUUCGAUCGCAACCUGAGUGUACCGGCAAAUAACACGAGUAUCAGUAGAAGUAUCGAACUGUUCGAUAAAUAAAAUGAAA
Messenger RNA from Paramacrobiotus metropolitanus, 3312 nucleotides. RefSeq lists its product as uncharacterized. NCBI's taxonomy places the organism in Eukaryota, Metazoa, Tardigrada, Eutardigrada, Parachela, Macrobiotidae. The transcript is spliced from 5 exons. The record is from RefSeq and is a predicted model, not a curated record. Bases 2008 to 2955 code for a protein of 315 amino acids.